ACCCCGCUGCCUCCCGAGUGUCAAAACAAAAACCCUAAUUCCGGCUCCGUGCCUCGCCUGUGAAACUUGAAAACUAGCCUCUUCGAUCCGGAUCGGCUAUUGCUGACGAUGAGGACCGCGUGGAGGGAGCUCUCCCGGCGCUACCUCGCUCUCGCCGCACCCCGCGCUUCCGCCGUCGAGCUUUCCGGCCUCCAGGUGAGCGCUCCGCGACUCCAAGACUCCUCCUUUCGCCUCCCGUUUCUCGGUAGGAACCGCCUUCUUCCGAACCACCCUGCAGUCCGCUGGUUUUCGGCGGACGCCGCUGGUUCAGAUGGCAUUGAAGCAGAGCUGGCGUCCCUUGACCUCUCAUUCAACGGGGAGACAAUGGGUUUGGUGCUUCGUGAUCUCAGAAGCGCUGGUUCCGUCUCGGAGGACGGCAAUAUUCGGAUGGAUUCAAAAGCCUUGAAUCGGAUGCUCGAAACGCUUGGAACCAACGGGCGGCCAGAGGAAUUCUGGCGUGUGGUCGAGAUCAUGAGAAAGAAAGCGUUCGGUAUCACUAAAGAUACAUACUUAGCCGUCUCCAAGAGCUUUGAGGAGGAGAAGAGGGUAAAAGACGCCGAUUUGUUGCGUAAAACAUACUCUUUGAACUGUGAACUCAGUAAGAUUCUUCAGGAAAUUGAAUCGGGUGAGUUCCUUAACAAGGAACCAUAUAAGACCAGUAUCAUCUUACCAUCUGAAUUGGACACUGAGUUCCUGGAAUUCUUUACCCGACGUCCAGGGAAAGCUCUUCCAUUUUUAGAGUGGGUUGAGAAGACGGCACCCUCCAAGCUUAAUGGUAGAGUUUAUAAUGCUAUGGCCAGAAUUUUGGCUAAAAAAAAUCGCAGAGAGUUUCAGGAUCUUCUCUGUAAGAUGAGAGAUCAGGGUCAUGAAUUGGAGAAGAAAACAUACAUUGAGAUCUCACGACGUUUUUACCGCAGGAAGAUGAUUGCAGAAUCUGUGGGUUUGUAUGAAUUUGCAAUGGAAGGCUCAGAGAAACCUUCACAGAAGGAUUUCUUGUUUCUCCUUAAAAAUGUUAUAGUGGGUGAGAAUCUAGACUUUGAUUUGAUUACUAGGCUUGUUCAGAGUUUUGUAGCUGCUGGGAAUUCUAUUGAGAAAUCAGUUUUCGAUAGGGUUAUUAAAUCACUAAGGAGAUCGGGUGAGUGUGAUAAGGUGUUAAAAGCCAUGGAAGAGGGUGGAUUUGCAGCUGAUAGUUCUGUACAUGUUCAGGUAGUCAGGGGGCUUUCAAAUGCUGGAAGAUUAGAUGAAGCCCGCCAGUAUCUGAUCAACACUGAAAAUGAAGAUGGCGGGAAGGGAUGGCCAUAUUUAGUUCGAAAGUACUUGAUAGCUGGCCAACUAGAACAAGCAUUGGCCUUGUUUAAGAUGCUGAUAGAAAAAAAGGGUGGUGAAUCUGUCGGAAGAACCUUUGAAGCAUUGAUUACCGGAUUUUGCCGCAAGGAAAGAUCAAACGAAGCGCAAAUGUUGCUCAAAGAGAUGGCAACUGAGAGAAAUAUAAGAUUUCAGCAUAUCACUUACAGGCGACUGAUUCAAAAGCUGGUCGAUCAAGGACACCUUGGAGUAGCUUGUAGCAUUAUGGAACUGAUGAAAGGUCAUGGGUUUCCUCCUUAUAUCGACCCAUUCAUUAAGCAUAUGUCCAAGUCAGGAACUGUGGAUGAUGCUAUGAAGUUUCUGAAGGCCAUGACAGUGAAGGAAUUCCCUUCUAAGAAUGUGUUUUUGCGUGUUUUUAAAGCACUUCUCGCGGCAAGGCGACAUGAAGUGGCGUACAGUAUCUUAUCGAAAUCUCCUGCUUGGGUUCGAAAUCAUGCAGAUGUCUUGGAUCUGUUCCACACUAUGAAACCAGGCAAAGCCCCUGCUAUAGCUGCUUAGAUCAUACACUGCGGUUUCAAAUUGCUGUGCUUCCUUUAAAGCCUUGGCAUUUCAUUCAGUAAUGUCUUUGCUGCUGAUUUAGUAUGGCUCUUUAAAAACUAAUGUUGUGGAUUGAGAGUCAAAUUUAAUACGAUUAGCUGAUUGUGAGUUGUUCACAAUUUUAUUUAUCA
Molecule: messenger RNA, 2072 nt
Organism: Zingiber officinale
Lineage: Eukaryota; Viridiplantae; Streptophyta; Magnoliopsida; Zingiberales; Zingiberaceae
Product: pentatricopeptide repeat-containing protein At3g02490, mitochondrial-like
Exons: 1
Coding region: 109-1902 (597 amino acids)
Biological process (GO): RNA splicing
Molecular function (GO): protein binding
Source: RefSeq, a predicted model, not a curated record